AUGGAAGGUGCAGCAAGUCGAAUCUUCAGAGGGAAAGAAGUUCGAGCUCACAAAUACCCUUGGUUAGCAUACAUUCGAUUAUAUUCCAAAAGCAGUUAUAGACCAUUCCCUCAAUGUAGUGGUUCUUUGAUCGAUGAACGACAUGUAAUCACCGCUGCUAAUUGUCUCGUCGGUAAGAAUGGAUUAGUCUUCGAACCCUCAGCUAUUGAUGUUUUCCUUGGUAGAGUCAAGUCUGUCUCGGAGAAAACUAAAGCCACUACCGUCUCAGAGAUCUGGGUUGAUCCGGACUUCAAUCCACAAGAUCUUUCCAACGAUUUCGCAAUCUUGACUCUUUCCGAGCCCGUUAACUUCACUCAGCAAAUCGCACCGGUCUGUUUACCCAACAGCGAAAAUGAAUUGAUAAAACUCACAGUUGCAGGGUGGGGAGCCACAACUUAUUAUUCUCCCUCAAGUGACAAUCUUUUGGAAGUCGACGUUGAUUACUUGACCCCUGACCAAUGUAACGAUAUCAAGACUGAUUACAUAAUGAACCAAAAUGGUUUACCUCAAUCUAUGAAGGGCCGAAUGCGAACUCCCAAGGUUCGUGAUACUCUCAUGUGUGCCAUCAACAAGCAAACAAAGGGUGACACUUGUUCUGGUGAUUCUGGUGGACCUCUUAUGUUCAAAAAUGCUACCGGUCUCAAUUAUCUUAUGGGUGUUGUUUCUGGCUCAUGGACAGAAUGUGGUACAAGUGACGACACCGCUGGUCUUUACACUCGAGUCUUGCGCUAUCAAGAUACCAUCAAAAGUAUCGCUCCAAACGCUUGCUGGAAGGAUUAA
Messenger RNA from Panonychus citri (citrus red mite), 819 nucleotides. RefSeq names its product venom protease-like. Bases 1 to 819 code for a protein of 272 amino acids. The record is from RefSeq and is a predicted model, not a curated record. The transcript has 3 exons. Gene Ontology annotation, molecular function: serine-type endopeptidase activity. Lineage: Eukaryota; Metazoa; Arthropoda; Arachnida; Trombidiformes; Tetranychidae. Gene Ontology annotation, biological process: proteolysis.